Messenger RNA from Pogonomyrmex barbatus (red harvester ant), 624 nucleotides. RefSeq names its product neurofilament heavy polypeptide-like. The record is from RefSeq and is a predicted model, not a curated record. Lineage: Eukaryota; Metazoa; Arthropoda; Insecta; Hymenoptera; Formicidae.
AUGUUUUUUCUACAUAACGUAAUCAUCGAUUGCUCUCGACAAAACGAAUCGGUCAAGAAUGCAACCGUAGACGUGAGAUUGGAAUUUGAGACUAAGGAGAACGUACCGAUGAAUACUACCGCAUACUGUCUCAUUGUACACGAUCGCAUGGUUCAGUACAAUCCGUUGACCAAUGUUAAUCGCCGGUAUGCGAAAAAUCGCCUGUGCGUCGAAGAAUCACCUGUGCGCGAAGAAUCGCCUGUGUGCGACGAAUCACCGGUACGCGAAAAAUCGCCUGUGCGCCAAGAAUCGCCGGUGCGCGAAAAAUCGCCUGUGCGCGAAGAAUCUGUAUGCGAAGAAUCGCCGGUGCGCGAAAAAUCGCCUGUGCGCGAAGAAUUGCCCGAUGUGUUAGACAGUAAUGAAAUGCCCAUAAUAUUUCCCGACGAGAAUAAUGGUGAUGAUACGGAGGAUGAGGAGGAGGAGGAAAAUUAUCCAGAAGCUGAAGUUCCAGCAGAUAAUUUCGAGGAUACGGAUGAAGUCCCCCUCCCAAUCCGGAAGGGGGGUAUAUCAGAAUAUGAAAAUAUUGAAGACAUAGAGGAAAAAGAUGUCCUUACAGAUGAAGAUGAAAUAAUUGAAGAAUCAUGA